ACCGAGUUGCUGGUAAGCUCCUGCAUACCCAAUCUGCCCCUCGCCUCUUCCAACUCCAGUAGGCUCGUCCUAUAAAAUUUCCAUUUUCAACUUGCUCGGGCCCCGUCUACACCGACCCUGUCGUGCCGAUGUCGGUGUCGGCGAAAACGGACCCUGACCGGCUCUCUACGGACUCUCCUCCCUUCCUAGCGCUCCUGAGGGUUUUUUUCGCCGUGGUUUUUUUUAGAAAGCGUAGAAAGUCCCUAUCGCGCUUUGACGAAGAUUUGCCCUUCCGCGACUCCGAAAAUACCUUCGUUCAGCACCUACGCGCUAUUUUGCUAAUUUCCACUAAUCGACGAUGCUCCCCACUCUCAAUGGACCGUCCGCCAGUCCAGAUCUUGGCCAUCGAUCGAUCCUCAGCGUCCGGGCGGCAUCCGGGCGCCGCACGACAUCAUUUACUGACUCCCCGUGUUGUGAUGUUAACCCAGCCAAGGGGACGAGAGCGGAUCCACAAAUGGCAGGGUCUUUUCUCCAUUCCCCGUUCUAUAACUAGCAGUAAAUUCGGUAUAGAUCGAUACUACGGUCUGGUUAGCGGUUCUUGACCGAUUGAGUUGUAUUUAUUAUCAGCGACGUC
Molecule: messenger RNA, 613 nt
Organism: Myxozyma melibiosi
Lineage: Eukaryota; Fungi; Ascomycota; Lipomycetes; Lipomycetales; Lipomycetaceae
Exons: 1
Coding region: 129-581 (150 amino acids)
Source: RefSeq, a predicted model, not a curated record